Messenger RNA from Radiomyces spectabilis, 568 nucleotides. RefSeq lists its product as uncharacterized. The coding region runs from base 1 to 420 and encodes 139 amino acids. The record is from RefSeq and is a predicted model, not a curated record. NCBI's taxonomy places the organism in Eukaryota, Fungi, Mucoromycota, Mucoromycetes, Mucorales, Radiomycetaceae. The transcript is spliced from 3 exons.
AUGUCAAAGCUUCCCCUGAAAACCAUUUUCGUACAUUUUAUCGGUUAUCUUGCGGUUAAAGGACUAAGCGACCUUGAUCUGUGGAGCUGGGUCGUGGAUCUCGACAGCAGACUUUUCAAGCAAACGAAGGGCAAAGGUUUUUCAUUUUAUGGAACACUACAGACUGAUGGCGUAGGGGUGAGUGUCAUCAAGCAAAAUUUCGCAAGUCGCAAAGGAGGCCGGCAAAAAAAGGCGAUGGUUCUGGACGAAGCUGUACCGUACGUUGACUCGCUUGUUCCAAUUGAGCAAAAAUGCCUGGAGGGCCGCUGUGUGUUGGUCGACCCAGGAAGAAGAGAUUUACUUUUCUGCAUGCACGAGUACUCCGAACAAACGCAAAGAUUCUCUAUCGUUACACCUCUUGCCAGAAGGCGAAUGAAUUGAAAAGUACAGAAGGAUCAGAGAAACAUUAGUCAGCCAAUUCCCAAAUAUCAAGACUGCGCAGGAAAAAUUAUCACAACAUCCCAUUUCAGUCAAUGACCUCAAGACGUAUUGUCGCAAUCUACGGGAAACCGCAAGCGUAUCUCGGGUA